GUCAAUGUACUUGAACUCCAAAAUUUACACCAGCGAACGUACUGCUCUUUAUUUGUAAAGGUAAAGGGACGACUGAUUUCUUUGAUCGAACCUUUUAUUUUCUUUCAAACGUUUUUAAACUUUAAUUUCGACAGAGUGAGGGAAGCUAGUGAGUCAGAAUGCUCCUUGACAGUGGAAAACCUCAAUUCCAAUGGCGUGGCCACGAAACGGCGAACUUACAAGAGUAUUACAGCUGUCUUGGGUCGAGAUGAAUUUCGCGACAUCGCCAUACGAUGUAUUAGUCGUCAAUUUCCGUUGGGAAAGACUUUUCUCCUGAAAGAAUUGACCGUUCACAAACGGUUUUUACAAGAAGGGAAAGCGACGAUUAAACUUCUACCACAGAAGAUACAAAUCAUGUUUUCGAUUUCUCGAUGGGCUAUAAGAAAAGACCGCUGGAGGACAAGAACGGUGUGACACCGAAGUGAAUGAGAACUACAUGUUAUUAGAAAGGGAUUCGAGUUGUGGCAACCGGACGAGCACGACGAAGCGGCAAGAAAACGUCUCAGCUCCUUGAGUUCUUUUCAAAUUAACCGUAUACCAGAACAAAUGGCAGUAGUAAACGCCAUAAGAGCGAAAAGGAGUGUGCUUUUUACUGGUAGUGCCGGAACUGACAAGUCAUAUGUCUUGAAACGUUUCAUAACAAUGUUACCACCUCAGAAUACUUUUAUAACUGCUAGUACUGGAGCUGCAGCUUGUCAUAUUGGUGGGACUACGAUUUAUGCAUUUGCAGGUCACGCUUCUUACAGGUUACUAGAAGGAGGGGAAUAGAAAAGAAAAGACUUUUACGACAGAACUUUGGAGAAAAGUUUGUCAUCAGACUAGGGUAGAAAGUUGGAGUGAAUGCAGUGACACAACCAUUAAGCAUAAACAUGUCUUUAGUCAAGAAGAUCUACUCUUUAUCUCAGUUCCCCAAAAUGUGUGUGUUGGAAGGUGAUCCUGGCUAAGAACUUGAUUGUCUCCAAAGGACUGGUUAAUGGUGUUCGUGGAAUAAUCAAAGGAUUUGAUUUGGGAUCUGCUGGUCUGUUAAUUAUAAACUUACAGUAUCAUCCUCAGUGAAUGUCAUGUACACCCAUAUUUGAUGUGCAAGAAUCUAAUACUGUUUAGAAGGCGUUAAUGAACUUGUGCGCGUGCGACUCGCGUGCGCUUGCUAUGGGACUACGUAGGCUAAUAAUAUCGUAAGCAAAUCACGCGGAUCUUUUAAUUUUGACUUGUGCGAU
Messenger RNA from Stylophora pistillata, 1256 nucleotides. Its product is annotated as ATP-dependent DNA helicase PIF1-like. Gene Ontology annotation, molecular function: DNA helicase activity. Lineage: Eukaryota; Metazoa; Cnidaria; Anthozoa; Scleractinia; Pocilloporidae. The record is from RefSeq and is a predicted model, not a curated record. Gene Ontology annotation, biological process: DNA repair; telomere maintenance.